AUGUUAUCCCUGGACUUGGAUCAGCAGCAGCCAAAGCAGCAGCGAACCGGCAAUCACGCUGUGGCCGUUGAUCUGAACGUCAGCGAGACGCGUUACUCUGACGAUGCGACGAUUAUCGGCGACAUUUGCGACAAGGAGGAAGGACUGCUGCUGCUCGCAGCGGCACGCGACAGUCGCGAGGAUGGCGGCGCAUCGGCGGCAGAAGCGACAGCCGCGGGCGGUGACCACCGCAGCAGCAGCGGUUGCGCUGCUGCUGCUGCUGGUGCUGAUGAUUUCGAGGAGAGGGAGGAGGAGGAGGAGGAGGAGGAGGAGGAGGAGGAGGAGGAGGAGGAGGAGGAGGAGGAGGAGGAGGAGGAGGAGGAGGAGGAGGAGGAGGAGGAGGAGGAAGGCGAGGGAGACGAUGGAGAGCUGAGCCCGUGGUCAGCGCUGACGUUCGCAUGGGUGACCCCCACAAUGCGCAUGGACGCGCGCAAAACGCUGCAGCUGGCAGGCCUCCCCCCGCCCCCCCGCACCUGCCGCGCGGAAUGGCUGGACGCGCAAACGGCGCGCUUGCAAGGGGAGGGGCGGAAGGAGGAGGAGCACUGGGAAGGGGAGCAGGGGACAAGGGGUGGGUGGCGGGGAAGCGGUGAGACGGUGUUGACGGGCGGAUGGAGGGAUGGUUGCGCCGAAAGUGCGGAGGCCGGCGUUGGUCGGAUGGAUGGUGCGGCGAGGCAUCUUAAAACUCGGGCUGAUGGGGGGAUGGUUGCCCCCAGGGGCACGCGAUGGUCUCGUGCGAUCGCCUACCUCAAAGCGUGCGGCAGCAGCAACAGCAGCAUCGCGGGGCAACCCGCGGUCAUGGAAGGUUACCUCACGGCAGCAGGGCUGGGGGCAGUGUCGGUGGUGCUGGCUGUGCUGCUAGCAGCAGCGCCCAUAGGCGCGGGGCAGCUGCUGCUGCGCCUGCCCCUGCCGCUGCUGCUCAAUUCCUCGCGCUGCUCCGCGCCCUUCCCCCGCCUCCCCCUCUCCCCACGCCUCCCCCUCUCCCCCGAAGGCGACCUUGCCGCCUGCCUGCUGCUGCUGCAGCAGCAGGGGGAGGGGGGCGAGCCGGGGAAGGGAGUGGCGGAAGGAGAGGGGGAAGCUGCGGGGGAGGGAGAGGGCGCGGGGGAGAGCUGGGGAGCGCAAGUGGCUCCUGCUGUGCUGCCGGCGCUGCUGGCGUCCCGCACGGCCCACCUGCUGCCCAUGCUCAGAAUCGACCUCCCCCACCUGCCCCUCCUCCACCAGGUCCGCCCUCCCCCUCGGUCUGCCCCAUUGCCCCCUCCCAUCGCCCCAUUUCCCCCUCCCAUCGCCCCAUUUCCCCCUCCCAUCGCCCCAUUUCCCCCUCCCAUCGCCCCAUUUCCCCCUCCCAUCGCCCCAUUUCCCCCUCCCAUCGCCCCAUUGCCCCCUCCCAUCGCCCCAUUUCCCCCUCCCAUCGCCCCAUUUCCCCCUCCCAUCGCCCCAUUUCCCCCUCCCAACGCCCCAUUGCCCCCUCCCAUCGCCCCAUUUCCCCUUCCCCCCGUGCAGCUGGUGUAUCGCAACUCCAAGCCAUCUGGUGCAAAGGCUGUUGCUGACACCUGGCGGCAACUGACAGUGUAUGCGGGGCAGGCGCGCAAGCAGGCAGGGGAGCACAUGAUGACCAUCCCUCGAGCGCUCUUCCUGGCCACAGACAAGAUGCUGCAGGACGGAGUGCCCUACCAGGGGCCUGUCUGGUCCACCGGCAUGGCCGCUGCAUGGCUGUGUCGUGAGAUGGUGAAGGGCAGGGAGUCGUUCUGGUGGCCGUACCUGCAGUUCCUGCCUCCCUCUGUCGGCCUGCCGUUCUUCUUCAAGCCGGAAACGCUGAUGGAGCUCGACUCGCCUGCUUUUGUACAGAAGAUAUCCACCCAUCUGAACAACUACCGGUCGGAGUACAACCGCAUUGCACCGCACUUACGUGCCAACACCACUUUUUUUGAGUACCUGUGGGCCGUCUCCAUCAUCAACUCGCGCGCCUUCGGGGACCAGACGCGCGGUAACACGGUUACCGUCAUGGUGGAGGGCAAGGAGCAGGAGGUGCCUCUGGCGAGCGGGCCCUUAGCGCUCGUGCCGAUAGCGGAGCUGCUGGACCAUGAAGACAUGUUCCAGGCUCAGUAUGAUAUUCAAGCAUCACAGUUUGAGUUCAUAGCUUUGAUGCCAUUCACCAAGGGCGCCGAGCUGUUCACGUCAUACGGCCCCAAGGUGAACGAGGAGCUGCUGCUGGGCUACGGCUUUGUGCUGGACGGCAACAAGCAGGAGAACGUGCUGCUCUUCCGCACGCUGCUCGAUGCAGUGAACCUGGUCGCCCUCGUCCUGCACCACGACGCCGCCCGCCCCGGCGAGUGGGUGGCGGGCCCGGGCGGCUUGGGUGGGGCGGCUGGAAAGGGCGGCAAGGCAGGGGAGGUUGGGGAUGUGAGUGAGUGUCACGAGGGGAGUGAGGGAGAGGGAGAGGAAGAGGAGGAGGGGAAGAAACGGACAUGUGCAGCGAAGUACGGGGAUGAGGCUGUGGAAGGUGGUGGUGCGGCUGUGAGUGCAGAGGCGGGCAGCAAAGGGGAUAGGGAGCUGAAGCAGGGCUUGGCACGCAUCUGGGGAGAAGGGCUGGGUGACUGGCUGGUCAACGAGGGUACUGAUGGUGAUGCGGAUGGUGAUGCAGAUGGUGAUGAUGAUGAUGAUGAUGAUGAUGAUGAUGAUGAUGAUGAUGAUGAUGAUGAUGAUGAUGAUGAUGAUGAUGAUGAUGAUGAUGAUGAUGAUGAUGAUGAUGAUGAUGAUGAUGAUGAUGAUGAUGAUGAUGAUGAUGAUGAUGAUGAUGAUGAUGAUGAUGAUGAUGAUGAUGAUGAUGAUGAUGAUGCCAAGGCAGUAGAAGCAAUUGCCAGGGAGCGUGCAGAGGCAGAGAAGCAGUUCGUGCACGUGGGGGCCAUGCCUCAGUACUUGGCUCGGCAGGAGAUCAGGAGGGAGAGCGAGGCAGACGAGGUGGAUGGCGGAGUGGAGGUGCUGGCAGGGAAAUACAAGGACCCCAGUUUUGGCGUGUCUGUGUGGCGAGGAGGGAUUGUGGAGCCCAACCUGCUAGCUGUGUUCGCUGCUGUGUGGUACUACCUCAAGCACCAGUCAGGGGAGGAGGGGAUGGGGGGAGGACGAGGGAUGAGAGAGGCGAGCAACGGGGUGUGUGUGUGGUUAGGAGUAGCGGCAGGGGUUAUGGAGGGAGAGAGCGAGGCGGACGAGGUGAAUGGCGGAGUGGAGGUGCUGACAGGGAAAUACAAGGACCCGAGUUUCGCCGUGUCUGUGUGGAGAGGUGGGAUCGUGGAGCCGAACCUGAUGGCGGUGUUUUCUGCUGUGUGGUACUAUCUCAUGCACCAGUCAGAGCCCCCGGCCGACAUGGCCAAGUCAGUGCUGUAUCUGGGCUGGGGAGGGUCCAACAGUGGCUGUCGGGACCCACAUGUUGAUAGCCAAAUCAUGCAUUCACCCCUCACUCUUUCUCUGCUCUCUCCCCUCCCUCCGUCAGAGCCCCCAUCGGACAUGGCCAAGUCAGUGCUGUACCUGGGCUGGGGGCCCCCAUCGGACAUGGCCAAGUCAGUGCUGUACCUGGGCUGGGGGGUGAGCAACAGCGGCUGUCGGGACGUGGCCUCUCCCUUCUCCAAUGUGCUGCCCGCCCUGCAAGCAGCGGCCGACACCGUUCGUCUGCUAGCGCAGGCGCGGCUGCAGCAGAUGCCGACCAGCAUAGAAGAGGACGAAGCGAUCCUGAGGGAGCUGGAGCGGUGCAAGAGCGGCGGGAAGGCGGGGGAGAGGGAGAAGGAGGGGGUGAAGGGUGGGAAAUUGGGCAAGGAAGGAAAGAAGAAGGUGGCGCAGAGCAAGCAGCAGCACAAGGAGAAGUUGACAAGCGUGGAGGAGGAAGUUUCUGCGAAGCGUCUUAGCCGGCGCCGGCGCCGGCGUGCUGUUAGCGAGGGGAGGAUCAGCGACGACUACAGUGAUGAUGACAACAGCGAGAGUGACAACAACGAGGAGGAGGGGACGGAUGCUGAUUUCAAGAGCAGGAGCGAGGAAGAGGAGCCGAUGGACUGCGACGCGUGGGAGAGAGAGCAGGCCAGCGGGGAGAGCGAGGAGGAAGGCAGCGGGUCGGAGAAUGGGAACAUCGGCGGCGGUAGUAACGGGGGUGCGAAGAGGAUGACUGUGAUGGGGGUGCGGUGUGGGUGUGAGGAGCUGAGGGCUGAGGCGGAUGAGCGGAUGGUGGCGGUGCGAUUCCGGAAGGCCAAGAAGGCGGUGCUGAAAGAGGUGGUGGACCGGCUAAGAAAGGUGUGCCCUGCCUCCCCCACUGCUUUCCUCUGA
This is a messenger RNA of Closterium sp. NIES-65, 4344 nucleotides long. The record is from the annotation of a GenBank genome assembly. NCBI's taxonomy places the organism in Eukaryota, Viridiplantae, Streptophyta, Zygnematophyceae, Desmidiales, Closteriaceae.